AUGUGUAAUACAACACCUGAUAUUUUUGUUUUUCUUUGCCUGUCCUCUUUUUCUCUUUUCUUUCUUUGUCCUAUUUCUCAUUAUAUUCUAUCAUUCUCUCUAUGUGUACUUUCUCUUAUCUUUCUUCUCUCUUUCUCAUUCUCUCUGUCCUCUCUCUUGCUUAUUUCUUUCAUCUCUUUCUUUUCUUUUCUUUUCUGUCUCCUCUCAUUCUUCCACUCUGUGCUCUUUCUCUCUUCUCACUGUUUUUUUUUCUUUCUCCCUCUAGCUGUCCUCAUUUUAGCUUAUUAUUUUUCUCUUUCUCCAUGUCUGUCCUCUUUCUCGCUUCUCUCUUGCUCUGCCUCCUUUUCUCCUGUGUUCUCUUUCUCAGUUCUCUAUUCACUAUUCUCUCUUCUUUAUUUUCUCAUUCUCUCUAUCCUCUUUCUUUCUUUCUUUCUUUCUUUCUUUCUUUCUUUCUUUCUUUCUUUGCACUGUCCUCUUUUUCUCUUUUCUUUCCUUUCUUUGUCCUCCUCCUGUCUACAUUGUUCUAUCAUUCUCUCUCUCUUUCUCUGUGCACUCUCUUUUAACUUUCUUCCCUCUUUUUCGCUCCCUCUUGCUCAGCUCUUCUAUAUCUCCUUAUCUCGCUUUUUCUUUUCUCAUUCUUUCACUCUGUCCUCUUUUCUCACUGCUUUCUUAUUCGCGCCUUUUUUUCUCUCUUUCUCUCUCUGCCCUCAUUCUCGCUUAUUUCUUCUCUAUUUCUCCAUGUGUGCCCGUUUCUCGCCCCUCUCUCUGUCUGCCCCUUUUGUCUCCUGCUUUCUCCUUUUGUUUACUUUUCUUUAUUUUCUCUGUCCUCCUUUUCCCCGCUCUCUUUGUCCCAUUUAUCUAUCCACUUUUUUUCUUUCUUUCUUUCUUUCUUUCUUUCUUUCUUUCUUUCUUUCUUUGCUCUAUUUCUCUAUCUCUUAUUUUUUUCUGCCUUUUUCAUUUUUCUUCUCCCUACCUGUUACCUAUUUUUCACUCUUUCUCUGUUUUAUUCCUUUCCUAUCACAUUCCAUCUUUCUCUUUUUUAUUAUCUGUUUUUGUCUAUAA
This is a messenger RNA of Acanthosepion pharaonis, 1062 nucleotides long. The record is from the annotation of a GenBank genome assembly. NCBI's taxonomy places the organism in Eukaryota, Metazoa, Mollusca, Cephalopoda, Sepiida, Sepiidae.